Messenger RNA from Sinocyclocheilus rhinocerous, 1603 nucleotides. RefSeq names its product transaldolase 1 (gene taldo1). The transcript is spliced from 8 exons. Gene Ontology annotation, cellular component: intracellular anatomical structure; cytoplasm. Bases 16 to 1182 code for a protein of 388 amino acids. The record is from RefSeq and is a predicted model, not a curated record. Gene Ontology annotation, molecular function: transaldolase activity. Gene Ontology annotation, biological process: pentose-phosphate shunt; carbohydrate metabolic process; pentose-phosphate shunt, non-oxidative branch. NCBI's taxonomy places the organism in Eukaryota, Metazoa, Chordata, Actinopteri, Cypriniformes, Cyprinidae.
ACCUAAAAAGCUGGUAUGCGUCCCGCCAAUAAAUCCACAGAAGAAGAAGAACGCGAUGGCGUCAUGAGCCGUGGCCCCGCCCCCACGCAGGCACGUAUCCGCCGCUCUGUCUCCGCUGACGGUCGUGUCUCUCUGUGUGCGGCUAUAAAAGCUCGGGUUUUCGGGAUCAUGUCUGUGUCACCGGACAAACGGCGAAAGAUGGAGUCUGCGCUGGAGCAGAUCAAGAAAUACACGGUGGUCGUUGCAGACACGGGCGACUUUAACGCUAUUGAAGAGUACAAACCUCAGGAUGCCACCACCAAUCCUUCCCUGAUUCUGGCUGCAGCUAAAAUGUCUACCUACCAGCCUCUCGUGGAGCAGGCCAUCAAAUACGGCAUUGCUAACGGCGGGAGUGAGAAGGAGCAGGUGACCAAUGCCAUGGACAAGCUGUUUGUGAACUUUGGUUUGGAAAUCUUAAAGAAGGUUCCUGGCCGGGUCUCCACUGAAGUCGAUGCGAGACUGUCUUUUGAUAAAGAAGCGAUGGUGUCUCGUGCCCGGAGGCUCAUCUCUCUCUAUGAAGAGGCGGGAGUCAGUAAGGAGCGCAUCCUCAUCAAACUCUCCUCCACAUGGGAGGGUAUUCAGGCCGGACGGGAGUUGGAGGAGAAAGACGGGAUCCAUUGCAACAUGACUCUGCUGUUCUCGUUCGCUCAGGCCGUCGCGUGUGCUGAGGCUCGCGUCACCCUCAUCUCGCCCUUUGUAGGGCGUAUCCUGGACUGGUACAAAGAAAACACCGACCGCAAAAACUACGAGCCCCAUGAAGAUCCAGGGGUGCAGAGUGUCACCAAGAUCUACAACUACUAUAAGAAGUUCAGCUACACGACGGUGGUGAUGGGCGCCUCCUUCAGGAACACGGGGGAAGUGAAGGCUCUGGCGGGCUGUGAUCUGCUCACCAUCUCUCCGGGGCUGCUGGGAGAGCUCAGCCAGGACCACAGCGCAGUGACGUGUUCCCUCACGCCGCAGGGAGCAAAGGAGUGUGAUCUGGAGAAGGUGCACCUGGAUGAGAAGAGCUUCCGCUGGCUGCACAAUGAGGACCGCAUGGCUGUGGAGAAACUCUCCGACGGGAUCCGCAAAUUUGCUGCAGACGCCAUCAAACUCGAGGCCAUGAUCAAGGAGAGGAUGUUUAAUGUGAAGAACGGCCAGUAGUGAAGCAGAGAGACACAUUCGAGGACCAAACCCUUCACUCCCGCUCUGAUUGGCCGCUUUAGCUGCACUCUCUGGGCAGAAGAUGUGACUGACUUCAGUCUUAAGAAAGAAUACAGCGUGCUGUGUGUUUAUAAGCCAUUCACAUUUUAACAGGAAAAUGAUCCUUUGACCCUUAAUGGAGUCCUCAGUUUAAACUAUAAACCCUGACUAACUCUUGGCAGACCAACAUACUUUGUGCUUUUACUGUAGGACCAAUGGCUUUGAAGUUUACUGUAGCUUUAAUAGUUUGUAAUCCACUAGCUCUAUCCAUUUCUACUAAAUUGGCAUGGGAAGUGCAUGAGUGUUAUCUAUCCAGCCACCCAGAUGUUCUGAUGAUGAGAAGUGAUCUUUUAUCUGUCAUUAAAAUCAUCUUUUGUCAGCA